Molecule: messenger RNA, 210 nt
Organism: Pieris macdunnoughi
Lineage: Eukaryota; Metazoa; Arthropoda; Insecta; Lepidoptera; Pieridae
Source: the annotation of a GenBank genome assembly
AUGCAAUGUCACAAAUCAAUGGGCUUCGAAUUGGAACCACAUCCACCGCAUUCUCCAGCUUCCCCCAGCGACUUUUCUCUGUUCUCAGACCUCAAGAGAAUACUCGUUGGACAGAAAUUUUGCUCUGAUGAAGAGGUAAACGCCGAAACUGAUGCCUAUUUUGAGACUACAAAUCUUACUAUAAAAAUGGUUAUGAAUAUCAAAGUAUGA